CUGCACGCAAGGUGAGCUGACAUUAGAAGGGGGAGAGAGUGAGACGAGGAGAAGAACACAUGCUCGAGACGGCCUUGCUGGAAUUUCGAGGCACAGUUGAAUGCGUGCAAUUGUAUACUGGUCGUUAAUUCUUGUGAGAGUACGUUCAAAACCUCAUUUAGUUUAACGUACUGCGCAGCUGCAAAAGAUCGCGCUGUCGGGGAUUGUGUGGGAGCCGUGAUGCGAGUUUAGGGACGGCUUGAGAGAGUUUUUUCCUGAGUGUUUUGGUGCUGGAAUAAUGGGUGUUGAGCUGGUGUCUGUUGUUGUUGGCUGGUAGUGUUUCGUGGGAGGCGAACGGUGGGAGGUGCCUUCAUCGUGAGAGUGACUUUGAUGAGGAGGAAAGGUUGACAGGUGAAAGGCUUUUAGUGGAAUGAGUAGAGGUGGAUUGGCUCCGUGGAGAUGAAUGUGUUGGUGUAAUGUUGUGGAUAGGAAGGUGAGAGAGAGUGUGCGACUUGACGACGGGAGAACAAGACGAAGAAGAAGAAGAAGAAGAAGAAGAAGCCUGGGAGUGCUGAAGAAGAUCAGAGGAUUGUUGUGAAACCCUUCCGUGGUGAUGGUGAGGGAGUGAAGAGCUGACGAUUGGAUUUUAUCUUUGAGGUGUGGAGCUGGAGAGCUGGUGGAGACGUGGAUUGUGAUUGUUGAUGCGUGCUGCGGCAGGCUGGGGCUGCGACGGUGUUUCUCCCGUGUACGUGAAGUUUGUUAUGCUGCUGGGAUACGAGAAAUUGAAGCGUUCAGUGGGGACCUGAAUUAAAUACCGCGCUGGAUGGCGAUCGUAGCUGAAGGUCCUGGCGUGCCUCAUUGCUUGUGAGAGUUUCUGAUACUGGCGUCUGAAGGAGGUUGAUAGGGCUGUGGAGCUGCACACACGUGCGGUACGAUAGUGGAUGAUGACCAGUGCCGGAGCUGUCUGUGCGUCGUCAAAGCACCAUUUCUUCUGAAGCAAUCUCAAGUGCGGGAAUACUAUCGUGCUGAAGGUUGAAGUCAAACGUUUACUGAACACUCUGAAAUUCUUAGAGUUGAAUUGUGAAGACGUUUGGCACAGAAUGCACAUCCACGCUGUUCACGCGAUUUGCGCCAGAAAUACUCCUCGUAGCUCAAUCAGGAAGGUCCGAAACUCGAUGACCUUACAGUUUGCAGCCGAGGCCAGUGACUGCGGAUGGCGGAUACCAAACCUUGUAGCACCUCUCUUCUAAGGCUCUCCUUUCGCUUUUUUAUGAAAGUGCGAAAAUCGUGAGAUGCUGUCUUCUUCGUUCUUAGUUUCUGAAUAUAACAGUCGCAAAAACAGCUCGGGAGUAUACGACACAGUAAUUGAGCCUGUGCUGGAUUCCAAACAAUUUGCGGAAACUAUGAACCGAAAGAUGAAAGGCGCAGAGGUACGUAGAGGGAACAGAUAGGGAUGGAACAAGGAGGCCGAAGCGAAUGCCAACGAGUCGAAUUUGUUGAUACUAGCAAGAGAGAGUUAGCAAUUGGUCAAGAUUGUGGCGCUCUUUUCAUCGGUCACGCACCAUUGCGUGUGUUAAGGAACUUCUCAUGGUUUGGAGGACUGCGGAUACCACGCCGUAUAGCACCUCCAAUCUAUUCACAUCAAAAUCCCGGCACUUCCCUUAACUACUCCGACGACAACAAGUCUGUGAGGUGCUGCGCUACUUUUUAUUUUGUGUCUAAGAUGAAAGGAUUGCGGGGGACGUCGUUAGACGGGUCAAGAAGAAUCCCGAUUGAUAUUUUAUCGGAGGAUAAGUUUGAGAAUCGCAGCAUAGAUGGAACAAGUUCUACCCUCAGCAUGGAGGGCUUUAGUAUGGACCUAUUGGGAGAUGGAGAUGCGAGUUUUAGUCUGAAUCACUGUGAUGAUGCCGCAAGCAGUUCGACGGGUUCUUCACCUUUGGGAUGGCCGUUGGGCAGAAUGGAUAGACCAAAUGCAGCUCUUUCACCUUCAUCGAACAUGCCUAGUGGUAGGAAGAACUUCAUGUGGGAAGAAAAGAGGGAAAAAAGAACUACAGAGCUCUCAGAAGUGGAGAUGAUGAAGGAGAAGUUUGCAAAGCUUCUGCUUGGGGAGGAUAUGUCUGGUGGGGGAAAAGGUGUUUGCACUGCGUUGGCUAUAUCGAACUCAAUCACGAAUUUGUCAGCGUCAGUGUUCGGAGAGUUGUGGAGGUUAGAGCCUCUGUCCAUGAAGCGGCGGACCAUGUGGAGGCGAGAGAUGGAUUGGAUUCUUUCAGUUAGUGAUCAUAUCGUUGAGCUGGUCCCAUCGUGGCAACGAUAUCCAGAUGGAAGCACAAUUGAGAUUAUGAUAAGCACACCUCGAUCAGAUCUUAGCAUCAACUUGCCAGCGCUUAGAAAGCUGGACAACAUGUUGCUUGAUUCGCUUGAAAGCUACCAUGAGACGGAAUUUUGGUACGUGGACCAGGGGAUUUCAGUUUCUGAGGACAGUAGAAACGUGCGGCAUUCUAUGCAGCGGCAAGAAGAUAAAUGGUGGCUGCCAACCCCAAAUGUGCCUGCUAGGGGUCUUUCAGAUUCUUCUAAAAAGUUUCUACACCAUCAAAGGCAUGCUACAAGUCAAAUUCUUAAAGCUGCUAUGGCUAUCAAUGCACAAGUAUUAAUCGAGAUGGAGGCGCCGGAGUGCUACUUUGAGACUCUCCCGAAGAAUGGUAGAACUUGCCUUGGUGAUGAACUGUACCGGGCAAUAGCCUCGGAGCAUUUUUCUCCAGACCGACUUGUAUCAAACUUAGACGUACACGAUGAACACAAUAUUUUAGAGAUGGCGAAUCGGUUAGAAGCUGCAGUGGUUGGGUGGCGGCGAAGAAGUCAGACAAAUGGAGUGACUCAUUUGUCUUCAUACGAGAACAAGCUCAACCGCAAAACCUCUUGGAGUAAAAUGAAGGACUUAGUUGGCGAUGUAGAAAGGAGGGCAGUACUUGCUGAAAGAGCGGAGAGUGUACUCAUAUGCUUGAAACAACGAGUUCCAGGCAUGUCGCAGACCGCUUUAGAUGCAAAUAAGAUCCAGUUCAACAGGGAUGUGGGGCAGUCAAUUCUAGAGAGUUACUCGCGUGUACUGGAAAGUCUAGCCUUUAAUAUCAUUGCACGCAUUGAUGAUGUCCUGUAUGCGGAUGAUCUGGUGACGAGGUCAUUGCGGCCUCAACUAUCCGUAAAUCAGGAUGGAUCACUAUCGCAUCGUCGAAGUUUCUCAAGUCGAAGAAUGAGACAUAAUGGUUCCGAUCGAUUCACUUCCUUAAGCACCACAUAUACGACACCUUCCAUCUCGCCCAGCUGUAGCCCUGCGCCGAGUCCUCGUGGUUCAACCCCGAAAUCUCCUCACGAGGACGCCAAGGAACAAAUUCUAGCGCCUUCUUUUGGCAAAGCACUGUCAGAGUACAUGUGUAAAUAUAUACCAGAAGGUGAAGCUUUGUUGGAAUCUGAAGGCCCACGUAAAUUCUCGCUGGAUGAUGGGAGGUCGUGGACACAUGCAGGACAUCUCGAAAAUUUAAAUGCUCUUCACAGUCCUCCGGGGCGCGACUAGUAGUAUAUCUUUGUAAGCAACCUUCUUGUACAUUAUCAAUUCUUCACUAAUCAGAAGUUGUCACAUGCUAGCAUAGGGACACACACAGUAUGCAACGCUCAUCUUUUUCGGGCUUACCCUAGUGAAAACUUCAACAGAUUGUUUCUUCUCCGAGGAGAACUCGCAAAUACGCAUCAUGUGUACCCGUAAUUUAUUACUCGGUUCAUUAAUCACAAAAUUUUCCUUCCGAAAA
Molecule: messenger RNA, 3779 nt
Organism: Physcomitrium patens
Lineage: Eukaryota; Viridiplantae; Streptophyta; Bryopsida; Funariales; Funariaceae
Product: rop guanine nucleotide exchange factor 7
Molecular function (GO): guanyl-nucleotide exchange factor activity
Source: RefSeq, a predicted model, not a curated record